ACAGAGAAAAGGAAAUUGCGCAAGUCCGGGUUAUUUGUUUGUAUCUUUCUGGAACUGGGGUGAGGGGAUUAUAAAGCGGUUAAAUGCUGCCUUGUUGCUGCUUCUUCUUAGGAAAAAGCCCCCAGGAAAACAUCUCGGCUGUCCAUGUAUAUUCAACCACAGGAUUAUUAUAUACUUGCUGAGCAAAGCAAACCAUGAAAAACUGCUGUGUCAAAAGUUUAUACUUCUUACCAAUACUUUGUACUGUUUGGAUUUUUAUCAGUCUUGGAAUUGCGUAUGUUAUAGCUCUGCGCUUCGGGCACAUAAACACAUUCGUGCCGUACAUAAGCGGAAUAGCAAAGUAUUUUCCAGAGGUGAUCUUUACAGAAGUUGCGUUCACUAUUACCAGCUGUCUAGAUGCUGUAAUAUAUUAUUCAGAGUUUAAAUACAGGAAGAUUUACCAUCCCAAAUCAAGUGGGGCUUGCAACAUAAUCAUGUUAUUCCUUGGAAUUCUGGCCUGUUUUGGAAUGCUCUUAGCUACACACGUUUCGUCACUUAUAUCGAGCCGGAUUCAUUUAGUGGGAGCCUUUUUGGGCUUUGGAGUAGGAGCCGUGUACAACAUCUGUCACACUAUUCAGUACUGCAAGUCAGCCAGUUGGUGGGAUCAUUAUUACAUGACGCGGAUACGAAUUACUGUCAUCACUACAGUUCCAAUAGUAACGUUCGGUGUAUUCAAGCAGAUGGAUUGCACAUUGUUGAAGACUUGCAACCAAAAUGAUAUGCACACAUUUUUUGCCAUCCAUGAGUGGGUAAUAAUGGUUGGCCUUUGCUGCUAUAAACUCACAUUUGCCCAAGAACUUCAGUACCUAUGUCUAAUAUACCCAGAAAACAUUAAGGAUGACUGGAUAUGCAAGAGUGAAGAAAUAUCUGUGAAUGAUGAAGAAGAGCUUACAGUCUGAAGAGAUUGUGUUAACAAUGACUAAUAAGUCACACAGGGGACUAUCCAGUUUGAAGCCAUCAAAGAGGAAGAGUUGACAACUAUAUACCUAGAGACCAAAGAAGACUAAUGAUCAUGUAUCAGGAAUGUCAUUCUAAAACAGUACUUCCCUUGACGAGAAACUGCAGCCAAUCAAAGUACAGUACGAUUAGAAGAAAAAAAAAGUACAAAAUAUAGAGGCACAAAUUAUACAGGUUAGAGGCAAGGGCUAAAAAUCAGUAGAAAUACAU
Messenger RNA from Xenopus laevis (African clawed frog), 1206 nucleotides. RefSeq names its product DNA damage-regulated autophagy modulator protein 1. The coding region runs from base 195 to 938 and encodes 247 amino acids. Lineage: Eukaryota; Metazoa; Chordata; Amphibia; Anura; Pipidae. The record is from RefSeq and is a predicted model, not a curated record. The transcript has 8 exons.